Messenger RNA from Brassica napus (rape), 2109 nucleotides. RefSeq lists its product as uncharacterized. NCBI's taxonomy places the organism in Eukaryota, Viridiplantae, Streptophyta, Magnoliopsida, Brassicales, Brassicaceae. The transcript is spliced from 4 exons. Gene Ontology annotation, molecular function: zinc ion binding. The coding region runs from base 1 to 2109 and encodes 702 amino acids. The record is from RefSeq and is a predicted model, not a curated record.
AUGGCGCACAACACUCCACCAGUUUACGUGUCCAACACUCGACAAUUGCAAUGUUUUCUAAGCUUAAAGAAAAGCGAACAACUACGUCUCUGUGUGGAGAUUACAGAGAAAAAGGAUGACAGCUCAGACGUAGAAGCUUCAGAAGAAGAAGAAGCUUCAGAAGAAGAAGCUUCAGAAGAAGACGCUUCAGAAGAAGACGCUUCAGAAGAAGAAGCUUUAGAAGAAGAAGCUUUAGAAGUUGAGUCUAUAGAGAAUGGGAGUUACGAUGGUUGCAGUUUGGAGGAUGAACAAGAUGAAAUUGAGAAUGACUGCUUUAGUAACGUUGAAAUACACGACGUAGCCGGAGAAGAUGAAAUAGAUGAUAACUUCAGCACAUACGGUGAGUCUCCUAUCGAAGAAGACGAAGAUUCACCAACGCUACCUUCCAAGAAGAGAUAUCAGAACUUCUUGAUGAGCGAAUCUAAAGGGAAUCUGGAGGUUUUGAAGUUGGAGAUGUCGUCGUUAGACCUUGCGGUAGGACAACGAUACUUGACUAAAAAGCAUUUGAAGAGACGACUGAAACUUUUUACAGUGAGGCAUCAAUUUGAUUUUGAUGUAGAAAUAUCAAACCUGACAACAUACGUUGUUAAGUGUUGGGUUGAUGGAUGUACAUGGAGAGUUCGUGCAUCUACCGAAGGAUUGUCCCCGCAGUUUUAUAUUCGUAUUUACGACUCGGAUCAUGCAUGUUCUGUAACUGAGCGUUCUAAUCGAUCUCGAAAUGCAACACCGGAUAUUUUAGGAGAGUUGUACAAGAACUUUCUCGGCGACGUUGGUCCGGCCGUUCGCCCUGAGAGUGUCGGAAUAGCUAUCACUAAGCAGUUUGGUGUAAAGAUGGAAUAUUGGAAAUCACACCGGACGCUUAAAUGUGCAAGGGAAAUCGAUGAGGGCACACCUGAGUGUGGUUUUGAACUCUUGCCUUCUUACUUAUACAUGAUAAGAAGGGCAAAUCCGAAUACAGUUACGCGUCUUCAAAUCGAUGAGCUUGGAAGAUUCAUGUAUGUGUUUCUUGCGUUUGGUGCGAGCGUUAAUGGGUUUCCUUUCAUGCGCAAAGUUGUUGUCGUCGACGGUACGUUUCUUAAUGGUAAAUAUAAAGGGACGCUACUCACAGCACUAGCUCAGGAUGGUAACUUUCAGAUUUUUCCAAUAGCCUUCGCAGUGGUUGACACUGAAAAUGAUGAUUCGUGGAAUUGGUUUUUUACGCAACUAAAAGUGUUGAUUCCUGACCAGGAGGGUCUUGCGAUAAUAUCAGAUAGGCAUAACUCGAUAGGGAAAGCAAUUACAAAUGUGUAUCCGUUAGCUGCUCGUGGAAUAUGCACCUAUCAUUUGUAUAAAAACAUAUUGGGACGGUACAAAGGAAAAGAUGUAUUUCGGCUGGUGAAGAAAGCGGCGAGAUGUUUUAGAAUGUCUGACUUUGAUAUGAUUUUCGAGGAGAUUGAAGCACUUAAUCCUGAUCUCCACGGCUACCUCGAAAGAGCUGAUGUCAGACUGUGGACACGUGUUUAUUUCCCGGGCGAGAGGUACAAUUUGAUGACUACGAACAUAGCGGAAUCAAUGAACAGAGCAUUAUCGCAUGCUAGAGGUCUUAACAUUGUUCGAAUAUUGGAAUCGAUACGGGUUAUGAUGACCAGAUGGUUUGCUGAACGAAGAGUGGAUGCCAGAUCGCAGUCAACCACACUCACGCGCGGUGUGGAGAAACUAUUACAAGGACGUGUAAGUGCCUCCCGGGAUUGGACGGUUCAAAGGAUUGAUGACCAUCACACUGAAGUUAAAUAUGGCGCUGCUGGCGAGUCUUUGAAUGUUGUUAAUUUGGUUGAGCGAAAGUGCACAUGUCGGCGUUUCGAUGUCGAGAAAAUACCAUGUGUACACGCAAUCGCAGCUGCAGAGGAAAGAAAUGUUUCUCGAAUAUCACUGUGCAGUCCUUACUAUAAAAGCACUUAUUUAGCUAGCGCAUACGCUGAAUCGGUCAUGCCGGUUGACUCAGCGCUACCUGUUCCAGAUAACGUGGCUAACGUACAGUGCUUUCCACCGUUUAUUCGUCAACAACCGGGAAGACCUAAAAAAAUAGGAUGA